AUGGUCGAAGAGGAGACUGGCGUACUGGUUUCGCCAGAUGACAUUUUCCUGUACCAUGAGAGAUUUCGUCACAAACAGCAGCAAGACAUAGUGGCAAUCUGGCGUGAGUUUGCCGCGACAGGCAGCCAUACGAACAAAAUUGAUAGGGGAGAACACGAAUUCGAAAGCAGUAGCACGACCAGAAAUUUUUUCUCAGGCCCAUCCGGAGGUGCACCAAGUUCUCUGGAUGUUUUGGAAACUUCCGCUCGUCCUGGUGUUUGUACGUUUUCCCUCUUGGCAACAUCAAGUCUCAACACUGCUCCUGCAGGUGAUGACGGUGGUAGCGGUGGUGUGGGUAGAGCAGGAGAGAAUGACCGACGUCGAGGUCCAAAAUUUGGCUCUUGGCCGACAUUCACCGUAUUUCGAAAUCAUGAGGCUUCUAGAACAGGUCGACAAGAUCAUGAGGCUAGUUUUGUGGAGGCACCAGAAGAAUUGUUUUUGCUUUUUGAUGACAAGAAAGACGCGAACAAUGUACUAGUACAUCAGACCUACGAUUACGAAGCACGACUUGCGGAAGGAGGUCUGGUGCCAGGACGAUCCAUCGAGUACGACCUUGAUGUGGACACGGCAGAUGCAGAGCGCAUUUCUCGAGUUAGUUUUCAGUUACAAUUUUUGAAAUGGUUACGAGGACCGACAAUGGAUUUCGUAGAACAAAUCACUGCAUCAAAGUCUUCGGACGAGGAAAACGUAACCGACUUGUUGGUGAUGGGCAUGGGCGAGGACAAAGACGACGUAGAAACCUUGACUUUGACGGCUUCGUCUAGUACUACGUCUGGAAUCACAGGUCGCAUUCGCAGGUACAUUGGAACCUCGAGAGGUCGGAACAUUAUGCUGAGGCGUUUGAUUGGCGACAAGAAGAAUGUCAAUAAUCAUGAUGGGGAUGCUGGUGGUUCGCAUGAUGAGGACCAUGAAGAGCCCGCCAAACCCGUAGUCGAAGCAGGACAAUUCCAUAUAUCUCGAGCCAUCAGUGUGAUAGUGGACGCGAAAACUGGGGUUCCUUCAAUUUUGCGUGACGAGCCACAGGAGGACAGAGGAGGGCAAGGAGGUACCCCUAGGACUUUGUGAUGUUAAGAAGUGAAUCUCCGCUUCCCAUUGAUUUGUUUGAGCUCAUCCAUAACGAUCUUUCGGGGGCGCUCACAGAUAAUCCGGACAAGGAUUUACUCUGGUGCUGUGCUGUCGCGACAAAUUUUGGCUUCGCAACCAAAACGAGGCCAAAACGCAAGCCGGGAGAUCACCUCAAGGGCUUCCGCCGUUAUUUUCGUGGUGUUAUCGGUGCCGGCCGCGUCUGGGAGAUCAAGGCGAAGCUACUCGGGGUCGGGGGCUCCAUCAGCGUACUGAACACAAAGGAGCCCCAGGCAUCCGCUGAGCGUGAUCGCUUGGACGGGGUACAGGAUGCGGCGGAUGCUCUCCGCGAAGAGCUAGAGCUGGAGCGCGGGCACUCGCGUGCCGUGUUUGAGGAGUGGCAGGCCACUCAGAACCGACCUGGUCAGAAACUGCCGCAACUUGAUCACAGCGCUGAAGAAGGCUCUCGGGCUGAGUGGUGCAAGCAAGCCUGUCGCAAUGGUGAGCCAGAGGGCCCGGCUGAUGAAGACGAGCGCGGGCGCCUUCCUCGUUCAACGCGGUGGGAGAAAUUGGGGGCAGCCCCUGGCGAUAUCGAGGCGGGCUAGGUGCUAAGUAUACGAGUCGGGCUUGGGCUUAUCGAUAUUGGUAGGCUGGCAAAGAAAGGGGCGCGCGCGCGCGUCAAUGAUCUCGAUGGCCAUGGUGGACGGCUGACGCUGGCGGGGGGUCGGUGCGGUGUCUUGCUCAGCACCCGAAGAGUGGGAGGGCGUUGUAACGGGCCAAGCGAUUGACGGAGCUCCGCACGGAGAUCAUUCAUGGACCCCAGGCGGCAGCUUCUCUGAGCAGAGCUAACAUGCGAAAAGGGUCAGCCUGCCCGUGAGCGUCUCCGCCUGGGUUAUGGCCUGAAUGCUGCGAAGCGUGCUCCGGAGGCGCUCGCAAAUGAUAUGAUGGCGCUGGCUCUUCGAGUUAUGUCGCGGAAGGUCUUUAGUAUUGAGAUUGAGAAGGCUGCCUUGGUGCCUGUCUCAAAGCUGGCAAGCGUCGAGUGAUGUAAGUAGUCGAAGAGAUAGGCUGAGGCUGAGGCCCUCUCUGCGUGGUGGAGUUUUUAUGGCUGCGUUCGGUUGUCGGCUGGCGCGGGCUGCUAGGGACAUAAUGCGGGGGGAGGCGGCCACGCAAGGUGUGCUUGGUUGGCCGUCUCUGACCUCCUCGCGUCUCUGUGUUAUAUAUUUUCUGGCUUUUUGUUUUUCUUGAGUGGGUCCCUUAAUGUUUUUCCGUGAUCCCGCCUUUCCCUUUGAUCGAUCCUUCCUCUGACAAGAGUAGUACGAUGGAAGCUCAUGCAUCUGACUGAUGCGUAGAUGUAGAGGUAGAGCUGGAGUUUUUUCGUUGCUCUUUCUGCUUCCAAGCUUAUUUUUUUUGAGCUUGUCGGCCAUCGGAUCGCGCAGCAGCCAGUGCCAAGACCGUUUAUUUUAUAUAUAUCUUUUCAAGAUGCUUAGAAGUACAAGAACUACAAGAAGCUGCAGUAUUUGUGAUGCGCUAACCUCAUACAUCGACAACUCAUUAGACAUAAUCUGGUUUCCUAAAAAAUCCCUCCAUGAUCAGAUCUACGACCAAACGCUGCCCUGGUGAGGAGUACGCUAACAGAUUCUGCUUUGGGCCGUGAGUGUAGCGUCGUUUUAUCAAAGAAGCGCCGUUUUUCUGAACUGACGGCUGGAGCUCGCUCGGAAGGCACGAUUACACUUGAGAUAUGUGAAGACGCCGUAUUGUCCGAGCAGGAUGGUGAAGAUGAUGCGCUUGCGCAGCGCGACACUGCUUCUAACAGCAGCGACAAGACCAGGGACAACGCCUCUAGUCGUAGCAGAUCGUCGCUUUAUGCUUGUUCAUCGAGGUCAUUCUAUGUAAUAUGUCGUGUGUAAGUGCAUCUCGCAUUCACGUGAUUGAAAAACCUGGAAAGGAGGUUGGAUUUUGCAUUCUUUCGAAACAAGUAGAAUCAAUUGCUUUCUUGUAGUACUAGUUGUAGGAGGGUAGGAGGUAGUACUAGUAGUACUAGUACGCACGUUCAUCAAACUUGUCUAUGUAUUCUGUCUAAUUUUCAUUCGGCCAGCAUGGUCACACUCUUUUUCGGGAGCGUGUCUUCCGCUUAUCGCUUGUUGGCGAUAUGAAUGACAGUGAACGUAGAGCGGUUCUCGGGCGUCGCGAAAUACGGAUUGCAAGACUGAAGUCUUCUGCUCGGCAUGGCGUAAAGGUGGAAGAACAAGAUACCCUCAGCAGCAAUUAUCACGGCAAUCCUGCUAUGAGACUGACGAGACAAGAUGAAGAAGAUAUUGAGGAUCUUCAGUUUGCCGAAACAGCUGGCUUGGAAUGUGUUGCAGCUCCUACAACCAGUAGUCCUGGGAAAAGCUUUGAAGAGACACAUCACGAUAUUGAUUUUGGACUUGCCUCCCUGAUUUUGGAACUGCAAGACGAACAAAGCAACCAUAAUAGGAACGGCGUCGCCUUUGCGACUACGUGGUUGUACCUGAACCACUGUUUUCGACUGGUUGCUGCACGCCGCUUAGCAUCCGGGACAAAGGGUGUUCGGAAGGAGGAAGUGAAGCUUGACCAUGACAAUGCUGUUGACAACGAGAUCCUGCUUGUUCCUGUCAAUGUGAGUGACGAAAAUGAGUAUUUGGUGGAUAUCUUGAAGCUCCUUCAUUCAUCGCACGGACCACAGCUUCAACAAGAAGAACAAGAACACUGGCUAGAAGAGCAACAAGAUAUAAUAUUACAGGCGUCUACUCCCGCCUCUCUUCGACAAGAUAAGCAGGACGAACUUGAUUCUGUUUCUAUCGUAAACCCCGCUGAAGAUCUUAUGUUGGCUAGAGGCGUGCUUGCGGUGGAUGAGACUGGCACUCUCCGAAGAUUGCGGUCCUCCAGGAGGAGGCCUCCUCGCAGAAAAAAGAGUGGCAACGGAGGAGAAACAUCCUCUGAAGAUGAUACAAGCCUCACCGAGCACAGUAAAGCCACCAAUUAUAGUACGAAAGCAGAAUACCUCCAAGAUGGUGCCCGAAGCACGACUCGCACAGGCAGAACGAGACUGCCGCUUUUGCCUACACGCUUUCGCUUCCCUAAAGUGCGCUCGUCGGGACUGCGGUUUGGCGCGAUUGCUGAUGGACGUCACAAGAUGCGUAGCCGCCACCCUUUCAGGAUGGAAAACUUAGUCGUAUCUUUGCAGAGAUACUGA
Amoebophrya sp. A25 is the source of this 4315-nucleotide messenger RNA. The record is from the annotation of a GenBank genome assembly. NCBI's taxonomy places the organism in Eukaryota, Dinophyceae, Syndiniales, Amoebophryaceae.